UUAAACCUUGAGGUCCGAACACGGAGAACCCUUUGAAACACACAACAGUUCACGGGCAGUGAAUAAUUAAUAUGACGUCCUCUACCGUGUCCACGAAUGUCAGCAACAGACUGGGUUUGCAUCGACGUGAUUUUGAAGACUGGGAAACUAGUAGUCGGAGAAGGUAUCACUCGCAUUAUGCAGUGCAUUAUUCACGUCGAAUGGAACAGGGGGAGCAGACAAAGGACCCUACCUUGCAGCCACCGCCACGCAUUGUUGACGACUGUGAGAAGCUGGGGACACUGUUUGGAGAGCUGAACAAAUAUCUUCGCAAUAUGGGCUUCUGGCAGAUGUAUUUUGGGGAGAGGGUGGUGGAGCCAGUGUUGAUCCUCUUCUUCUGGGCCAUGCUGGGGUUUCUGGGUAUUCAGGCUCUGGGGCUUGUGGGAGUGGUGUGCAUCGUCAUCAUUUUCAUUCAAAAGUGAUGGGCCAUGCCCUGGGCUCAGUUUAAGGUAUGAAGGAAGAGGAGAAAAUUCUACCUGUCAUGCACUGUAAUUUCAUGCCUACGCUCAUUUGGCUGUAUUACCCCAGUAAUAGGUGGAUGCCUUCAGGGAGCUGGGUUAUAUAACUGCAUUAAGCAGGAAUUUGAUAAAUUUAAACAUGACCAUUGUUGGGUCAGGGGGAUGGGUGAGUUGUUAGAUAGUAAUUGAAGAAUUAUUACCUUAAAAUACAUACAUAUAUAACCACAGAGAUUCUUUGUGAAAAUAUAUUUGCUUAUUUUUUAAAUUUCCAAUCCAGACUGUUGUUUCCUCAACACAGGUCAAAGGGCACCCAGGACUGUUUUAUGAAAAAUGAUCAGCAGUUCAUCCAACAGUUACCAUUCAGUGUCUCUCUUCAGUUUAGAUGUAUGUACUCCAGAAGACAUAGCUAGAAAUGAGUCCCUUAGGAAAGCAUUUAGCUGGAUGUUCAAGUGGCCUUGACUUAAAUGCAUCAUAUGCUCAGAUACAUUCCCUGGGUUUGCUUUUCUGCCAAACCCCACAAAAGUGUCUCUGCAUUUAGUGUUGUAAGUCUCCUAGUCAAGCCAUAAGACAUGAAGAAAUGAAGAGACACAAGAUUUCCAAGGGAUACUUCAGAAUUUUUAUGAGCAGAUGGCCUGUAGAAAUAGAAUGUAUUCUGCCAGUAGAAAGUGGUAUGACAAUAGAGGGCAUCAUGUCAUUUGUUCUCAAUUUAAACCCAUGAAUGUAGCUUUUAAAAAAUGAGUAUCAGAGUGUUUCAUUGCUGAGAUUUAAGUUGGCUGUUAGAGUUAACUGUCUUAAAACCUCUCUGAGUUUAUGUAUAGCCUGUAUGAGAAGCAGUGGUGCUUUAAUGAUUUUGCUGUAUAAAUACUGGGCAGGCAGAAGAGAACACUAAUUGAUUUUAGUUUUUGAAAACAUCCUUGCCAAAAUACACCGGAUUGCCAUCCAGAUGUCACUUUUUGUAUAUAAAAACUGUAAGAGGUAAUGCUGGAAUUUGUUCAAAGGGAAAUUUAUUUACAGAUUUGAGAAUAAAAUCUAGUAAAUUAUGUGUGCAAACAUGACUUCAAUAUCAAAAUAUCUGAAUCUGGUUAUAUGGUUAGCAAUGCUGGGGGAUGUGAGAGCAUGGAAGGCCUCCACUGAAAGUGUAGCUGAAGUUCACAGUGUUUUCAUAGUGGCACUAAGAUGUUAAUCUGAAAAAGACACACAACACUCCAGCUGUCCUCAAAAGUAGAUCCUCGUCAUGCAAAUGAGAUAAAACUAGGUUCAACCUAAAAUGUGUGCCAGGACUACAGAAAUGCCCGUAGCCAGCUAUGAGGUCACCAAGGUCCGGACCUUGGUAAUUUUUUUGAGCUAAAAAUAAAAUUUGAAGCUAAAUACAACUGGAUAAAAAAAAUCUGUGGUUGAGAACUUCUUCUCCAAGAUGAGUGCACGCUUAAUUCAGUUUAAAAUUGUUAUUUAGUGUCCGCUGUGUGUGAGAGUUGUGAGAAA
Messenger RNA from Megalops cyprinoides (Indo-Pacific tarpon), 1979 nucleotides. RefSeq lists its product as uncharacterized. Gene Ontology annotation, cellular component: intracellular membrane-bounded organelle. The record is from RefSeq and is a predicted model, not a curated record. Bases 72 to 461 code for a protein of 129 amino acids. The transcript is spliced from 2 exons. Lineage: Eukaryota; Metazoa; Chordata; Actinopteri; Elopiformes; Megalopidae.